AUGUCUAUCAUCCCACAAAAUGAGAUAAACGAACAUACUAUUACUUCAGUCAGGACCGUAUUCAAUGAUACCAAAUCAUUGGACGGCAUAUCUGUGGCGACAAAGAAUGGAGACGGAGUGACAGACAAUGGAGACAAACACUCUGUGAUUCUUGAACAAGGUCUGCCUGAUCCAGAAAAACACCCUUUUGAUGACUCUCCUGAUGGUGGUUAUGGCUGGUUGAUUGUUCUUGGUGCCUUUAUGGUUCAAAUAACCAGUUUUGGUGUUGCCACUAGUUGGGGUGUUAUGCAAGAUUAUUAUGAUCAAAAUACUUUCAAGGAUCUGCCCAAUGGAUUACUCCAACUCAGUUUUGUGGGUACUCUUUGUUCAGUGUUCACCAACUGUAUGGGACCCAUUGCCCAAAUUCUGGCUUCCAUAUUCGGCGUUCGGGUUGUGAUGAUCACCGGUGUAUUGUUUGUUGUCGUUGGCCUCGAAAUGGCCGGCUUUGCUUCGCAGAUCUGGCACCUCUAUUUAACCCAGGGGAUCCUAUUUGGUACUGGCGCUUCACUUAUCUAUGUCACUAUCAUGGGAAUUGCACCCCAAUACUUUACCCGAAGGAGAGGUGUUGCACUGGGAAUGAUUUCAAGCGGAUCAGGAAUCGGCGGCAUUGUUAUCCCGUUUAUCAUGACUGCUGUCAAUACUAAACUUGGUCCUGGAUGGACAUAUCGUGUCUUGGGAUUCUUUUGCUUAUUCUGUGGAAUUAUUGCCAUUACAUUUGUCAAAGAGCGAGUUCCUGGACCAAAAGGAACCAAGAAACUCAGUGAUAUUAUCAAGCUUGAUGUUCUCAAGGAUCUAAACUACAUUCUAUGGUGCCUUGGAUCAGUAUUGAUGUUGAUGGGAUAUUUCAUUCCAUUCUACUAUUUACCAAGUUACGCCACUCAUCUUGGGUUAACUGCUACCAAUGGAUCUGCGCUUGUGGCAGUUGGCUCAGCACUAAAUUCGGUCGGACGUAUUAUUGCUGGAAUUCUUGCUGACAGAAUAGGUCCUAUCAAUGUAAACAUUAUCUUUAUCACAAUGGGUGGUCUCAGCACACUCUUGAUCUGGCGAUUUGCAUACACAUAUGGUUCCUUGAUGGCAUAUUCUGUUGUAUUUGGUUUCUUUUGUGGUUCUUACUUUGCCCUACUGUCUCCUAUUACGGCUUAUAUCCUUGGUCCUGAAAAAUUCAGAUCUGGUCUCUCGCUACUCUUGAUUUUCAAUGUCAUUUCAGUAUUCGGUCCAAAUAUCUCCAGCGCAAUCGAAGAAAGCGUCGACGCCGAACCCCUGUUCACAUACAAGAUGUUCUCUGGAGUUUGCUAUAUUCUUGGUGGCGUUAUCUUAUUUGGUAUGAAGAUGAGAAUUAACCGCAACAUCUUUGCCAAACUUUAA
Phycomyces blakesleeanus NRRL 1555(-) is the source of this 1404-nucleotide messenger RNA. RefSeq lists its product as hypothetical. The transcript is spliced from 7 exons. Bases 1 to 1404 code for a protein of 467 amino acids. Gene Ontology annotation, molecular function: transmembrane transporter activity. Gene Ontology annotation, cellular component: fungal-type vacuole membrane. The record is from RefSeq and is a predicted model, not a curated record. NCBI's taxonomy places the organism in Eukaryota, Fungi, Mucoromycota, Mucoromycetes, Mucorales, Phycomycetaceae. Gene Ontology annotation, biological process: transmembrane transport.